Helianthus annuus (common sunflower) is the source of this 1517-nucleotide messenger RNA. RefSeq names its product pyruvate dehydrogenase E1 component subunit beta-1, mitochondrial. Gene Ontology annotation, molecular function: pyruvate dehydrogenase (acetyl-transferring) activity. Gene Ontology annotation, biological process: pyruvate decarboxylation to acetyl-CoA. The record is from RefSeq and is a predicted model, not a curated record. Bases 166 to 1287 code for a protein of 373 amino acids. The transcript is spliced from 14 exons. NCBI's taxonomy places the organism in Eukaryota, Viridiplantae, Streptophyta, Magnoliopsida, Asterales, Asteraceae.
AAAGUUGGGGCAUAAUAUUGGCGAAUCUUAGAGCCGCCCUUAUAUACGAGCGAAGAGACAGCAGACGACAUUUCUUUCUUUCUGAGCUAUCAUCGGCGUCGCCUCUUUCUUUCAUUCUUCUCCACCCGCUGAUCCGAAACUUAUUUGGUUUGAAAGGCAGAGAAUAUGUUGGGGAUUGUAAGGCGAAACGUUGGGGGUGCCGGAGGCUUAUACUCUCAGGGCUUCGGGAGAUUAAGGCCAGUAGCAUCGGCCAUAAGAAAUUACUCGUCUGGAGGCAAAGAGAUGACAGUGCGAGACGCUUUGAACUCUGCUCUUGAUGAGGAAAUGGCUGCUGAUCCUAAUGUUUUCGUUAUGGGUGAAGAGGUUGGAGAAUACCAAGGUGCAUACAAGAUAACCAAGGGUUUAUUGGAUAAAUAUGGACCUGAAAGGGUUCUUGAUACCCCUAUUACCGAGGCUGGGUUUGCCGGUAUUGGAGUUGGUUCUGCAUAUCAUGGUCUGAAGCCAGUGAUAGAGUUUAUGACUUUCAACUUCUCUAUGCAGGCGAUUGACCAUGUUAUCAACUCUGCAGCAAAGUCAAACUACAUGUCUGCUGGGCAGAUUAAUGUACCCAUUGUAUUUAGAGGACCAAAUGGGCCCGCUGCCGGUGUUGGUGCUCAACAUUCCCAGUGUUAUGGUGCGUGGUACGGGUCAGUCCCUGGUUUGAAGGUGCUGGUACCUUACUCAUCCGAAGAUGCUCGUGGACUUCUAAAAGCUGCAAUUAGAGACCCUGAUCCCGUUGUUUUUCUUGAAAAUGAGUUGCUGUACGGUGAAUCCUUCCCAGUUUCUGCCGAAGCUCUUGAUUCGAGUUUCUGCCUUCCUAUUGGAAAAGCAAAGAUUGAAAGAGAAGGUAAAGAUAUCACAAUCACAGCUUUCUCUAAGAUGGUUGGCUAUGCUCUUAAGGCAGCCGAAAUACUUGAAAAGGAUGGGAUAAAUGCAGAGGUUAUAAAUUUGCGGUCCAUUCGACCACUAGAUAGAGCCACAAUCAAUGCUUCAGUCAGAAAAACUAACCGUCUCGUCACUGUUGAGGAAGGGUUCCCUCAACAUGGCAUUGGUGCUGAAAUCUGUGCUUCGGUCAUUGAAGAUAGCUUCGGUUAUCUUGACGCACCAGUGGAGAGAGUUGCAGGUGCCGAUGUUCCCACACCUUAUGCCGCCAAUCUUGAGAGAAUGGCUUUUCCUCAGAUCGAGGAUAUUGUUCGCGCUGCGAAGAGAGCAUGCUACAGGUCGGUACCUAUGGCUGCAAGUGCUUGAUCACGGGUAUAAAGAAAGCUGACUUUUGAUUUGGGAUGUUUUAAGAGAGCGUCUUUCGAUUUUUGAGGGGCAUAAAUGUCAUAAGUUGGAAAAAGCUCCGUUUUUUUUUAAUUUUUGUAUUGUAUUGUGUGAAUUAACUUUAUAGAAUUUUCUCUUUACGUACGUACACAUCAGCUCUUUUUAUUCAAUAAGGUUGAAUGCAAUGCAAGUGAUAACAUGUUUUGUUUUCA